Messenger RNA from Chrysoperla carnea, 8852 nucleotides. RefSeq names its product multiple epidermal growth factor-like domains protein 8 (gene Megf8). Gene Ontology annotation, molecular function: protein binding; calcium ion binding. Bases 117 to 8582 code for a protein of 2821 amino acids. The transcript has 9 exons. The record is from RefSeq and is a predicted model, not a curated record. Lineage: Eukaryota; Metazoa; Arthropoda; Insecta; Neuroptera; Chrysopidae.
UUAUAUAUUUUUAAUCAGAUAAUUGUGUGUAACGACCUUGAUGUACCUUAAUAUGUUUUCGUAUAGUUUUUAAAAAUUGUUUUUCUUCUUAAGUGAUAUUUUAAUUCAUAAGUAUAAUGCGUCCUAGAGUACGACGAAAAUAUUGGGAUGUACCUGGAAUUGGUUUUGCAACAUGUUUAUGUUUAGUGGCGGGUUGUGCAGCUGUUGCACUGGCACCGUGUGAUAAAUCACGUAGAAUAUUUACGGAUUCAUGGGGUGUUAUUACAGAUGGGCCAUCCGGCUCAAAUUAUACAGAGAAUUCACAUUGUGAAUGGCUGAUAAAAGCUAAUAAUAGUAAACAAUUUAUAACACUUAAUUUUCAUAAUAUGGGUACUGAGUGUUCGUAUGAUUAUGUGUUUGUGUACGAUGGUGAUUCGUUUAAGUCCCCGUUAUUGGGCAGCUUUAGUGGUAAAACUGAUCCACAACAAAUUUCAGCCACCUCGGGUUAUAUGCUGAUAUUACUCUACAGUGAUACAAAUUAUGCCCUACAUGGUUUUCGUGCUGAAUUCUCUGUAACGGAAUGCCCAAAUAAUUGUUCAACACAUGGCGUAUGUGUUGAUCAUAAAUGUUAUUGUUUCAAUAAUUGGGGUGGUACAGAUUGUUCGCGUGAAUUAUGUCCUGACGGUUGUGGUAGCGUCGAAAAUCGAGGCCACUGUAAUCAAACUCAUUGUAAGUGUAUAAAUGGUUAUUCAGGCCAAGCAUGCAGUUUACAUAAACAUGAUACAAAUGGUAAUAAAUGGCAUUGGUUAACACAAUCUGGCAUCGGUUUAUCACCAAGAGCUGCUCAUACCGCUGUUUAUAUAAAUUAUACUGAUUCACUGUAUGUGUUUGGUGGAUAUAAUUUGAAUAAAGUAUUAGAUUCGUUAGAAGUGUAUAAUUUUCACACAAGUCGUUGGGAAGAUGAAAAUGGAGAGCCGUUGCACGUACAUAAUUCUGAUUCAUCACAUCCAUCUGAUCCGUCAUCGAUAUCGGCUUUAUUUGAAAAAAUUCGUCCAGAAAAUGAACAAAAUUGGGGUGUUGUUGGUCGAAAUACUUUUUUUCGAUCGUUUAUAUAUUCAAUUAACAGUAAUUUAACAAAUAUAUUAGGACAACAACGAAAAUCACGGAGUAUACUUGAAGACGAUAUCCAACGUCCAGAAGCAAGAUAUGGUCAUGCAGCGUGUGCAAUUUUAAAUACUUUUGUCGUAUAUGGCGGUAAAUUAUCUAGUGGUAAUCUAUCAAAUGAAUUGUGGAUGUACAAUAUUUUAACGAAAAAAUGGGAGUUAAAAGCGGUUAAUUCAAAAUUACAACCUCCGGCAUUAACUCGACACACUUUAACAUUGGCAAAUGAUUACCUGUAUUUGUUUGGUGGAAGUACUUCAGAUGGAGAAUUUUCGUCCACACUUUUUAAAAUACGUGUUUUUAUCGAUCUAGAAACUAAUAAUGUUGAUAUUGAUGAAAAUUGGGAAAUUGUUUAUUCACGUGGUGGUAAAAAUUUGGAUAUACGUUUAGUGGCACAUUCAACUGUUUAUUAUGCUGCAACAAAUUCAUUAAUUGUCUAUGGUGGAGUAGCAGCGGGUGUAGCACGAUUUUCAAAAUUAUCAGACCGUAUGUUAACGUUUCAUAUUGAAAAUCGUCAUUGGAGUGAAUUACAUUACCCACGCGAACAUUUACGUGAACGAUAUGUGCCCAGGGAGAGAGCUUUUCAUACGGCAAAUAUUAUAGGAAAUUAUCUAAUCGUAUUUGGAGGAUAUUCACAUCGUCACAAUAAGGAAGAAAUAUGUUAUGACAAUCAAAUGUAUUUGUACCAUUUGGGAUGCCAUGCAUGGGUAAAUCCAGAUGUACUGGGACGUAACAAUGAUUCUCGUUAUCCCAAGAAACAAGGAAUGUUUGCGCAUGCUUCAAGUAUACGUGGUGGUAACACAUUAAUUCUUGUCGGUGGAUAUCAUGGUAAUGUAAAUGGUGAUUUAUUUGCAUAUGUUGUACCACCUAGUGUUGGUAAACGUGAGGGUAAAUCAGCCGAUUGGGAAGCAGCAUGCCCAAAACAUCGUAGCUAUGCUGAAUGUUCAGCUGAUCCUGAGUGUGGUUGGUGUUCAGCCGAUGAAUUAUGUUAUGGUCGUACGGUGGGUGCAAAUAAUUGUACCACAAAUUUACAAAGUACACGAUGUCCAGGCAUUUGUCCUGCAUUAGGUGAUUGUCAUUCAUGUUUGGUACAUGGGAAUCCAUUAUCUACUUUUGUAACACCGUUAUCCGUUGCUAAUAAAUUGGGAUUAAGUCACUGUACUUGGUGUGUACAGAACGCAAGGUGUCAUCAUAAAGAUGAUAAUUAUGGCGUUUGCGGAGUACGUGAAGAUACGUCAGCUCAAGUCCCCGGUUGGUGGGGUAUGAAAGGUACCGAAGUAAUAUACCCGGGACAAUGUCGUGAAUUAGACAAACGUCCCGGUUUAACAUUCUUAAAAUACUUAUAUCCAGCAAAUUGGUCACAACCAGAUUAUGUAGCAAUUAUAAAUGCAACCACAGUUGAUUUUAAUGUUGCAUCAAAAUCAGCAACACGAACAGAGUUAGCAUUAAACGGGGAAAUGGUUGCGAGAUUACGUGGAUUUUUACGGCCUCCAUUCCCAUAUCCAAUGAAUACAGAAGUAUUACGUAUAUGUGUCAGUUAUUCAAGUGCUAUAUUACGUUUAACGCAUGGUACUAAUACAUUUUCCACAAAUUUAACAGCCGAUUUAAGCAGUGGAAAUAUUUGUAAAAAUGAAUCAUGGCCAUCACAAAUACCCCUUGUGGAAAAAGAUCAACGUUUUGCUGUUGAUUUCGAAUCGCAUAAAUCUGGACCUUAUAGUACACAUCAACAAAGUAAAAUGGAAUUAAUGCAUUUUCAAGCACAAGAUACACCAAAAGUAUUUACAUUCGAGUAUUUAGAACCGUUUGCAUCGGAUGGCAGUACGUGCAAUCAAUACGAUAACUGUUUACAUUGUUUAACAGAUUCUUCUUGCGGAUGGUGUGAAUUAAAUAAUAAAUGUUUGUUGCGAAGUGAAAAUGAAACUGAAAGUUGUGCUGUGGACGGUGAUUGGCGAUAUUUAACAUUACAGCCAAGUUCUUGUGCGAAUUGUUCGAAUUAUAUUUCAUGUGAAAAAUGUAUAUCAUCGGGCUUAUGUGAAUGGUGGGCUGAAGAUGCAUUAUGUGCUCGAUUAGGACGUGCACCACGGGCUGUCAAAACUCUAGACGCAUGCCCAGUAGCCUGCCAUGCUCGCCAAACGUGUUCAGCUUGUUUAGACGAACGUGGUCGAUGUGUUUGGUGUGAAGCAACUCAGCAAUGUUUUAGUUUUUCCGUAUACACAAGUGAAUAUCAGUUCGGGCUAUGCAGAGAAUGGUUGGAUCAAUCAUUAUUAACUGUUUCACCAGACUCAUCAACAGGUGUGACAUCUCCCAGACCUGUUGAACAAUGCAAAUCGUGUUCACAUAAUUUAAAUUGCUCAACUUGUUUGAGAUCUUUAAGUUGUGGUUGGUGUUAUAGCCGUACAAACCCCAUUCAGGGUGCAUGUGUAUCUGGAGAUUUUAAUCAACCCUACACACAAUGUUCUGAGGUUUUAAAUACAGCCGAAGCAUUAUGGUCCUAUGCACAAUGUCCAGAUGUAGACGAAUGUCGAUUAGGCUUGCAUAACUGCCACCCAGAAGCUGAAUGUACAAAUACUCAUGGCUCGUACAGUUGCCAAUGUAAACGUGGUUUCUACGGUGAUGGUCAAUCUUCAUGUAUACGGACAUGUUACAACGUAUGUGUUCAUGGUAAAUGUUUAGGUGCUCCUGAUUAUACAUGUAAAUGUGAUCUAGGAUGGGAUGGGCCAGAUUGUUCGAUAAAUUGUGGAUGUAAUAAUCAUUCAACGUGUACUCAAGGUAUCGGUAAAUGUGAUGCCUGCCAAAAUUGGACAACAGGAGAAUUUUGCGAACAAUGUUUGCCAGGUAGUUAUGGUAAUGCAACCACAUCACAAGGAUGCCAUAGUUGUGAUUGUAAUGGGCACGGUAUUGCUGAUCUCGGAUAUUGUGAUUCAAUAACUGGUGUAUGUUAUUGUGAGGGAAAUACUGAAGGUGAUCGAUGUCAAAAGUGUAAAGAUAAGUAUUAUGGGGAUCCUCGUAAUGGAGGACAAUGUUAUUAUGAAUGCCACGCUCGUGGUAUGUUAAGCGGAAUUAAAAGUCAAGGUAUAGGGUCGCGACAGUCACAUAAACCGUUACGUGGUGAACCCACCCGUGAAUGUUUAUGGGUUGUUAGCCCUGACACGAAAAAAUCUACGAUCAUUCAAUUAAGUAUAAAUGCAAGCGAGUUGAAUGUUACAUGUGGCCGUAAUGCAAUUUAUGUGUAUGACGGUUUGCCUGAUUUGACUGGGAAUGUCAAUGGACAGCAAAAUCAAUUGGUAGGAGUAUUUUGUAGUCAAGAUGCUGAGCCACCGUUGUUAGUUGAAGGUCGAUCUGGUUACCUAACUGUACAUUAUAAACAAAGUACUCCAGAAGAAGGUUUUAGUGCUACAUAUGAAAUUUUGGUAUGCGAUGAAGAUUGUCCUGCUCCAAGAAUAUGUAAAAACGGACAAUGUGCAUGUCCGGAUGGAUUUAGGGGCUCAAAGUGUGAAAAAGAGCUGUGCGUGAAUAAUUGUAGCUCUGAACUGAGCCAAGGUACGUGUGAUUUAAGCUAUGGUCGAUGUUUGUGUAAUAAAGGGUGGGGUGGAGCCGAUUGCUCGGUGAAAUUAUCAAAUACCCAAUUAGUUUUUACCGAACUAUUCGAUACACAACGAUUAGCUGAUAAUUUAGAACAUUUACGUAAUGUUUUACCUCGUUUUGGACAUACGCUAGUUGCCGAUCGACGUGGUUCGUUAUGGAUGUUUGGCGGAUACUCCUUGUCCCAUGGACCAUUAAAUGAUUUGCGUUUGUUUGACACACGAAAUAUUACAUGGAUGCAAGUUACUGUAGAAUCGACACCCGACGCAAAAAUGCCUUUAGGGCGAUAUUUUCAUGCUGCAGAAAUUGUACCAUCUCAACAGUCCAUAUAUGUUUACGGUGGUUUAACUGGUCGUAAAUUGAACAACACAUUAAAUGAUUUUUGGCAGUUUAAUAUCCACAAUCAACGUUGGAGUGAAGUGGAUACGCCUGACGAUAAUAAACAAUGGCCACCAAAUUUGGCUGGACAUACCUUAACAUUAAAAUUGACUGACGAUGAAGAAAAAUUGAUUUUAAUUGGUGGAUUUUCACCGAAUAGUGGAUUUUUGGGUGAUAUUUGGGAAUGGGAUAUAAGUAAAGGUCAGUGGCUAUUAAUUGAAACACAAGGUGCCGUACCUGUAGGAUUGGCUGGGCAUAGUACUGUAUAUCAUAGUCCUUCCCAGACAUUUUUCGUUUUUGGUGGUUAUUCAUUUGAAAAUGGAGUUGUGGAAUUGUCCAAUAAUUUGUAUACGUUUCAUUAUCCAACAAAAGUGUGGAGUUUAUUAUUUAAUCCACCGUAUCAAAUGAUGCCUUUAAGAAGAUUUUUACAUUCAGCAGUAACAACAGAUGAUUUCAUGUUGGUUUUUGGUGGUCGAGCUAAGCCAAAUAUCAGUAACGAUAUAUUAUUAGCUUAUGUUUAUGCUUGUAAUUUAUGGGUUCGUCUUGUAUCACAUGAUGGAGAACAAGUUGGGCACGUCCCUCCAGCAACAUAUGCUCACGCAAUGACAUUAGACAUUGAAAAUAUGGCAGCUUACGUCGUAGGCGGAUGGGGUACUGGACAACAUUGUCAAGUCAGUCAAAUACAUUUACCAUCUGAUAUAUGUAGUUUAUGGAGUUAUCGUAAAUCAAAGUGUCUCGAACAUCCCGGAUGUGGAUUUUGUGGUAUAUAUUCAACAACUGGACAAAAUGUAACCAAAUGUCAUACAAAUAUUCAUGAAGAUGCUGAAAUAUGUAGUGAGUUUAUUGACGGUACAAAAACAAGUUUAUCGGGUAAAUCCUGCACUGCCGAUAUAGCAAAUCGUGAUUGUAGUCAAUUUCAAACAUGUACCACAUGUAUAGCGACAUGGUCCGUCUACGGAGACAUGUCAUCACAGUGUUAUUGGUGUGAUAAUAAAUGUAUUAGUACAAAAAAAGAAUGUAAAUUCUCUGACGUAAAUAUCACAAGUGUAAAUCAAUGUCCAGAACGCAAUUGUAUUGCCACCGAUUGCCAACACUGUCAACAGAUUGAAGGAUGUGUUUGGGCACAAAAAACACAUGCAAAUGAAAUCAAACAAUCAAUUUAUGGAAAUGUUGGUGGAGGUAAUAUUGAAUAUACUACCGAAUGGAGCUGUAUUCCAGAAGAUAAAAAAUCAUCACAGAAAAAAGAAUGUCCUCCACGUUGCGGUGACUAUACGACAUGUUAUACAUGUUUAAACGCUUCUAGUGGUGAAGGUGGCUUUGGAGAAUGCCAUUGGUCAAAUCAAUUAAUGGAAUGUAUAUCACCUAGUUAUCAACCCCUCUACUGUGUCGGGGGUGUUUGUGGAUUAGUAUUAAAUCCAAGUGAUAUUGAAUACUGCCCUGAGCCAUGUACAUCUUUUGAUAAAUGUUCAACAUGUUUACGACAUGCACACUGUGGUUGGUGUGCUCGACAAGGGGAAGAAGGAGAUGGUAUUUGUACAGAGGGUACAUUAGAUAGUUUAGUUGAGAACCCAGCGUUAUCUUCGUGUGAUGUUUUAUAUGCGAAUGUUAAACCGGAUGAGAAUAUAACAAAUGCUGAUUUCUCAUGGAAUUAUGUACAAUGUCCACCAGAAGAUGAAUGUGCCAAUGGACAUCAUACAUGUGAUCUAGUAUCUGAAGUUUGUGUGAAUUUAGAUGUUGGUUUUAAAUGUCAAUGUGCUGCAGGUUAUAAACGUAAUGGGACUGUGUGUGUACCAGUUUGUUCGCAAGGAUGUGUUCGAGGUGUGUGCACAGAACCAAAUAUAUGUAAAUGUGAUUUUGGAUAUGUAGGUGCCAAUUGUAGUAUACAGUGUCAAUGUAAUGGCCAUGCUAAUUGUGUUGGACCAGAUAAAUUAGAUAAGUGUUUAGAAUGUCAUAAUAAUACAAUGGGAUCACAAUGUGAAAAAUGUAAACCAUUAUUUGUUGGUGAUCCUAGUAAUGGUCGACAAUGUGUACCAUGCUUUGAUUAUUGUAAUGGACACACAAAUGUUUGUAUGGAUAUAAAUAGUACUCUUCCUGAUCCUCCAUCGAAUAUGUCUAUACCGGAAUUGGAAGCGUAUUUAAUAGAAGGACCAAAAACUCAAGCGAAAUGUGUUCGAUGUGCAAAUCGUACAAGUGGCAAUCAAUGUGAAGAUUGUGAAACUGGAACAUUUAGAGGUUCAGAUGAUCAUCGUGAUCCAUGCCGACCUUGCGAAUGCCAUGGCCACGGUGACACAUGUGACGCUAUAACUGGGGAAAAUUGUAAUUGUCAAAAUAAUACGGAGAGUGACAAUUUAGGUUGUCGAAAUCAAGCAAGUAAAAAUGCAGCUCAACAAUGUUGGAUGGUACAGUGUGCAAAAUGUCGUGAUACAUAUGUUGGUACGCCUACCGGAGGACAUCAAUGUUAUAAAACAAUGACUGCUGAUAAUAAAAUGUGUUUCGAUGCAAAACCAAUUGAUGAAUGUAAAAUGAAACCAAAACCAUUGAAUCCAGGCGAAACAGUUUUCUUUGCAGUACAACCACAUUUUAUGAAUGUUGAUAUACGAAUUAUUAUUGAUGUGACACAGGGAAGUUUGGAUUUGUUUUUAAGUCCGCAAUCGGAUACAUUCAUUGUCAAUUACAAUAACUCAAUGGGUAUGCAUCAAGUCGAGUUAGAUCCACGAUAUCGACGAAAAGGCGAAGAACAUUUUGUUGAACUAAUUGCCCAUGGUAAUAAUUCAUCAUUUGAUAAAAACAAUCAACCAGAUUUUCCAUGGAUCGAGCGUGAAAUUCGUGGAUUAAGUACCUACGUAACUAUUGAACGUCGUAAUACAAUGUUAGUUGUACGUGGUCUACGUGAUCGUUUAGUAUUAACACUUCCUCAACAUAAACAUGAAUUAAGUACAACUAAAUUUUAUUUAGUACUCCAAGCAUUGAAUGGUGAUCAUUCAGGCCGUGCCAGUUAUGGAAUGGUUUUUUUCCGACAAGAUCAAUUACAUAUUGAUUUGUUUGUAUUCUUUUCUGUGUUUUUCUCAUGUUUUUUCUUAUUUUUGGCCGCAUGUGUGGUUGCAUGGAAAGCAAAACAAGCUGCUGAUAUACGUCGAGCACGACGACGUCAUGUCGUUGAAAUGUUACAUAUGGCAAAACGUCCAUUUGCUUCUGUAUCAUUAAUCAUUGGUCCCCGUACACCGGUAGCGUUACGUCGCCUAAAAAGUAGAGGACGUGCGUCUUAUACAACAGUGGGUGAUGUACGUCCUGUUGCGAUUGAACCGACUGAAGAUAAUGUUGCUGCUGUUGCUACAGUGUUUAUAAAACUUCCAGGUGGGCGACAGGCUCCCGUCCGACUUGCUUUAGCCUCCUCGCUCAUCCUACUCGCCAGACAAUUCCCGCCUGGUGGACGAGCAUUCCUCAGACGACGUAGUGCUCAACAAGCGCUACCACCAUCCUAAACACAAGAUAUUUUAUAUAUUCUAUUUAUAUAUGUAUAUUAUUAAUUCAUUAAUUAUUAUUAUAAAUUUUAAAUGUGAGAUAUACCUGUUUUUAAAAAUAAUAUAUUUUAAAGGAAUAUUAUUGUACACCUUAGUACAAACGACAAAAAACAACAACAAAAAUCCAUGACAUGUUAUUUGUUUUAUACAUUUUUUUUUCACUUGAUUUGUUACGUAAAAAAACAUUUAAUAAAAUUUUAAAAGAUUGUUUCAAUAAUUUUUAUUACAUAA